AUGGCUGAAGACGGUGCGAGGAAGAGGUCCAAAUUAUCGCCCGCCGUCGACGGACCUCGCUCAGUCUUUCCAACAGUCAUGGAUCUGACAAACGACGAAACACCUUCCAACCCUGCAGCAGACGCCUCCCUCUCACAGGAGCUUCAGACUCUCAACACACUCCGCGGCGACUUUGACAGCCUGCGACAACUCAACACCUGCAAAAUCUGCGAACGCCUCAUGUACGAACCCUACGUUAUCUCCUGCGGCCACACAUACUGCUACAGCUGUCUCUGCACAUGGUUCGCCACCAGCCACAAAAAGACUUGUCCCAACUGCCGCGAACUCAUCACACAAGCACCUGCUCCCUCCUACGUCAUUAGAGAAAUGAUUCACAUCUUCAUGAACCGCCAUCACUUGCUCCCCGACGGCGAGACCAUCGAGCAACACCAGCAAUGGGCGUUUGAAGAGGCGGAAAUGGUACGCAAUGAUAAGAGCAAUGGCGAUUCGAAAACCGGUGGGUUGUUCAAGGGUGUCUUUCGUAAACGUCGCGAGAGAUUGCUUCCUAAUCACGAUCCCAUCGAUCAUGUCGACAGAUGCCCACGCUGUAACUGGGAGAUUGAAGAUGGCAUGUGUGUCCAAUGCAAUAUACAUAUGGACAGCUGGAGCGACACGGACAGCGAUAGCAGCUCAGACAUGCACGGCGAAAGCAUCCCCGACGACUUCGAGGACGAGGAUUUGGACGCUGACGCAGAGCAUGGAGAAUUCGAUAUGGACUUUACACCCGAGGAAUACGCUGCCUGGAUGCGGACGCAUGACAUACUGGGACCAGAAAGUGCGCAUUCAACGCUGACUCGGAGGGAAGCCCGACAAUUACGUGAAGAAUUGGUACGGUCAAUGCAUAGAGCUCGCAGGCAUAACGGUCGCUUCCCGGGGGGCUGGAACCAUCACAUCGUUCUGGAUGAAGCCUCUGAAGACGACAUCGAUUUGAACGAGGAAGAUGAGGACGAGGAUGAGAUUGAUGACGACGAUGAAGAUGCAGGCUCCCUGGAUGAGUUCGUGGACGACAGAGACAUCAACGACAUCACCGCCUACACAAUGAGCUCCCCGAUAGCCAGCGACGACACACCAGCCAGAAGAGACAGGCGACGCAACCGACGCGAACAGCGCGAAUUCGAAAGACAAGCAAUGGCACCCAUCGACAUUUCAAGUGCAGCUUCAGGCUCUGCUUCAAGCUCAGAAUCAGAAUCCGACUCCGACUCCGAUGGCGUGCGCCACAAUCCUCACUUCCGCCGUCCACAAGUACCCGUGUAUGAGAUCCCUUCAGACGACGAUGAAGAGCCAGUAGCGCCUCUCCGCCGCCGCACAGCCCGGGUUAUCGAUAGCGAAGAAGACGAUGAUGAGGACGAAGAACCACAACCGACUUCCCGGCGCACCAGACGCCCAAUCGUCGUCGACAGUGACGAAGAACCUUCAUCUUCCGACUCUUCAAGCGAGGAAGAGGACGAAACAGAUCAUUCCUCACGUCCCUGCACCCACAACCGGCAUAGCAACAAUCCUCAAAAGCACAGCCAUGCGCAUCAGCUAAACCAAACUCUCGACUCUUCUGACCAAGACUCCUCCGAUGACGAUGAAAACAACGUCAACUCUGAGGACUACUCAAGCAUGACCGAACCCUCGAGACCAGCAUCUCAAGAGCCAGAGUCCGACGAGUACGACUCUGAUGCCGUAGCAGCGGGAGCCAAUUUCUCGCCGAUGAGUGACGGUCAAGGUGAGCAAGAGGGCCAAUUGGGAUAUUUUGACGUUUAUGGCGAGGAGGUUGAGGAUGAGGGAGAGGGUGGUGGGUAUGAGGAUUAUGAUGACGACGAGGACUGUUAUUGA
Molecule: messenger RNA, 1860 nt
Organism: Aureobasidium namibiae CBS 147.97
Lineage: Eukaryota; Fungi; Ascomycota; Dothideomycetes; Dothideales; Saccotheciaceae
Exons: 2
Coding region: 1-1860 (619 amino acids)
Biological process (GO): proteasome-mediated ubiquitin-dependent protein catabolic process
Cellular component (GO): nucleus
Molecular function (GO): ubiquitin protein ligase activity
Source: RefSeq, a predicted model, not a curated record